This is a messenger RNA of Vigna unguiculata (cowpea), 1364 nucleotides long. RefSeq lists its product as uncharacterized. Gene Ontology annotation, cellular component: small-subunit processome. NCBI's taxonomy places the organism in Eukaryota, Viridiplantae, Streptophyta, Magnoliopsida, Fabales, Fabaceae. The record is from RefSeq and is a predicted model, not a curated record.
AUUUAAACUUAGCUCUCCUCCGUGACGUGACCAUAACGGCGGUUCUCGACUUGGUUGCUUUCGUUCGUUUCUUCUUUGCGCCCACUCCGCCCCCUGCUCGUCUCCGCUCUGCUCUGUCGGAACCUCCGAGUCCGCCGCGACCCGUGCCGUGACAAAGUCACCUCACAUCCCCGAGCUCUCUUGGAUUUGGCAUGCAGUGUGUAGCUUGAUCAUAGAAAGAAAGUAGUAGUAGCUGUCCUUAUAGUCCAGAGGAAAAGGUCAACAUUGAUAGACAUAAGAGCAAGAGAAACCAGAGGAACUUUUACAAGAAAAUUAAGGAUGAAAUUGAAGAAGCAGAAGAGGCAUAGAAAAACUUUGACGUUUUACACUACAUGCUUUGGUGUUCGGAAGCCUUAUAAGGUUUUAUGCGAUGGAACAUUUGUGCAUCACCUCCUUGUGAAUCGAAUAACCCCAGCUGACAUCGCACUUGGCAAUAUCCUCGGUGCUUCUGUCAAACUCUACACAACCAGGUGUGUUCUGGCUGAGUUGAAGCGACUUGGUAGCUCAUAUUCUGAGACUCUGGAGAAUGCUCAUAAACUUAUAGUUGCUAGAUGUGAGCAUGAUAAAUGUGUGGGUGCAGAUGCUUGCAUCAAGGAGGCUGUUGGAGAAAACAAUUCUGAGCAUUUCUUUGUUGCUAGUCAGGACACUGACCUCCGAAAAAAGCUGCAAGAGGUACCUGGUGUGCCUCUAAUAUAUGGUCUGAGGAAUGCUCUUUUUCUUGAAUCCCCAUCUGCAUUUCAACGGCAAUAUGUUAAAACUUCUGAAGAAGGACGGUUGCAUAUGACUGAAAAAGAGUACAAGAUAUUGAAGGAUAGGGUCAUGAAUAGACUGCGUGACGAGGAACCUAACAAUUCCAUUACUGAAACAAUGGAAAAUGUGGAUUCAGGAGAUCAGACCGUAAAUGUUCAGGCAGUAGAGGCGAAUACUUUUGCAAGGGAUCCGAUGGCAGUCAAGGAUAAACCUCAGUUCAAGAGAAAAAGAGCCAAGGGUCCAAACCCACUUUCCUGCAAGAAGAAAAGUAAAAGUCAAAAUAUUGGUCCUUCUAAGGAAACGAAAGGAGAUAAUGAAGUGAAGAGAAGCAGGAAAAGAAAGAGGUCACAUAAACGGAAAAUGGCGACAGAAGGAGACAAUUAGGUUGAUUUAUUUUAUACUUAGCAAAAGAAGAGCUUCUUGACUUUACUGCAUCAUGAAGGGAAGAGUGUAUGUACAUUAGUUGCAUGUUUUGCAUAUUAUAUUUUAUACUUUUCAAUUUUGCCGUUUGCUUAGAGGUGUACUUCCAAACAGGUAAAGUUUACCCUAAUUGAUUCUGAUUUGAUUUAAAUGAA